Messenger RNA from Cicer arietinum (chickpea), 2426 nucleotides. RefSeq lists its product as uncharacterized. The record is from RefSeq and is a predicted model, not a curated record. Gene Ontology annotation, biological process: transcription by RNA polymerase I. Gene Ontology annotation, cellular component: RNA polymerase I transcription regulator complex. Lineage: Eukaryota; Viridiplantae; Streptophyta; Magnoliopsida; Fabales; Fabaceae.
AGUUACUAAUCUACCUCUGCCAUAUUUCUUCUGUUAACGAUGCAAAUCCAGGCGUUACCCAUAACAGAGUCUCCUAUUUGAAGACGCCACGUGCUUGAAUUGAAGCAAAGCACGCACAUUGUCGUGUUCAGGCCUGACUCCGUUGAGUUUGAUGCGUACCCUCUUUCUUGGCCUAUGAAUACUUGCUUUCUCCGUCCAGCUGCUCACACUGAAAGCACAGCUCCUUUACUCCCCCGAAGUAUGCUGCGAUUGACCUGACAUAUUGCUUCCUCCUCUUCCUAGCCGCUUCUCUAACUAAUAGCGACAGCUUCGUUAUCAAUCGCCUGAUUGAACAAGAUUGCCAGCGCAUUCCAUCCCUGACUCGGCGAUUUCGCGUCCUUGAUAUGACCGAUCAUCUCCUUCGUCACGGUCAUCUUUAGGACGUAUAAGAAUACGACAACAACGAAAUGCAAAUCCAGGCGUUACCCAACGACAACAACAAUGGCAUCGUCAUACCAACCAAAUCCACCACCCGCCGCCGCAAGAGAAACGAAUACGACGAUGCUACACACCUGACGGCGCGUAAAAAAAAGGAGAUGAGAAUUCAUUUAUCGCUUACAAGACCUUCUUACGUUCUUGGACUCUCUCCCAAGCCUCUUAGAUCGGAACAUCGUCGGAGGUUGCGAUAUUUGCUUCGUAGGUUUGUUAAUCAGCAUGAUUGGGUUGGUGCUAGUGGUGUUCUUAGUGUCUACUUGAAAGGAACUGUUAAUGAUACUUCUCCUUUGAAGAAUCGUUUCAAGUUUUGGGUUUUACUGGAGCUUGUUAAGCAUGUGGAAAACCAUUCUAUCAGUUCAAUUAAUUCAACAAGGAUCAGAAAUCUCUAUGACAUUUGGUCAAAGAAAAUUGGACCAAUGAAGACUUGGCCUGUAGAGAGCAGAUAUGCGGUUCAUUUGGAGUUCAUGUUAUUCUAUCUUAUGCAAGGCAAUGCUGGGGAUGCAUAUCAGCUUGCUCUAUGCCUUGAACAAGAGAAAAUUGAUAUUGAUCCUGUUUCCAAGAUAAUGAUGGGUUUGACAUUCUAUGAGCUUUGGUAUUCUUCUAUUCCCGAAGAAUUUCAGUGGAGAGAUUUAGAUCAAAUUGACUGUCAAGGGAACUCACAUAUGGAGGGAACCUCAUUCAGCAAUGAGGUUGGACAGUCAGAAUGUCAAAAUUCUCACAUGGCACAGUCAGAACGUCAAAUUACAGUUGAGUCUCACAUGGCAUACACUCAAUAUCAAUGUGACUCAGAUGCAUCUGUCAUGAAUGAAAGGAAAAUUUCUAAGGGUAUCGUCGUUAGUAAAGAUAUGAGAGUUUCCAUGGAAGUUGAUACUAGCCAUAAAAGAGGAAAAUCACAUCAGAUCUUUCAGUCGGAAGGCUUUUACUUGAUUUCUGAUGAACAUAAAGAAACAGAUAAUCCGUUUUCUAACAGUGAAGAUCUUACACAAGAUACCUUGUAUGCUCUUGGGAAACUUGAUUUGUGGUUGUUGCCAUUGUGUUUUUCGGGUGAGAACAAUUUGGAGGAGUUCAUGGACAUGCACAGAAAUCAGCACAGUGACUACUAUAAAAAUGCAGUGAAGUAUUUACAACUAGCUCUCAACUCAACAUCCUUUGCAUCUGUAGCAUUACUUCCAUUGACACAGCUGCUGCUGAUCGGAGGUCAAGUUAACGAGGUUCUGACCAUGCUUGAGCAACAAUGCUAUAAUUCACACUCUGUACUCCCAAUUAGAUUACGGGCUGUUCUCUUGGAGCAUUUUGAUCGAAACAACUCUCUCUUGAUUUGUAGCUGUUUUGAGGAGAUAUUAAAGAAGGAUCCAACAUGUCGUGAUUCUUUAGCAAAACUCAUAAUGAUGCACCAAACAGGUGACUAUAAUCUUGAAUCUCUUGUGGAAAUGAUUGCUUUACAUUUGGAUGCUACAGAUGCUGAGUACAAUACAUGGAGGGUCUUCUGUUUAUGUUUUUCUAAAUUGUCUCUCCUUGAAGAAGACUGCAUGUCUGCAUGCUCCAUUCGAAAUGAGGAUAGGCAGGAGCAACUUCGCUCCUUACGCAAAACCCCAAAAAUAUUUACAGAGGGCAUAUCAGGAAAAUCUUGGAAUAUUCGGUGUCGGUGGUGGCUAACAAGAUAUUUCAGCAAUAGCAAGUUUGAAUCAAGUAUUGGAACUGGUGAUUUACAGUUACUCACGUACAAAGCAGCAUGUGCAUCCUACAUGUAUGGACAAGAGUUCAGCUAUGUUAAGAAGGCCUAUUCUCGUUUAGAAAAAGAAAAUGAUACGGAUUUAUUGCUAUUCUUGAAUGAGCAAAAGAGAAAUUCAUAUAGAAUUUAUGAAAAAUUUCAAACAAAACUAUAUGGAUAAAUGAUAAGAUAUAUUUAUUGCAUUGUGAGUAAUGGUUAUUUGAUGCAUUUGUCGCUGCUU